Drosophila guanche is the source of this 1644-nucleotide messenger RNA. RefSeq names its product dynein regulatory complex subunit 2. NCBI's taxonomy places the organism in Eukaryota, Metazoa, Arthropoda, Insecta, Diptera, Drosophilidae. The transcript has 3 exons. Bases 16 to 1602 code for a protein of 528 amino acids. Gene Ontology annotation, biological process: regulation of cilium movement; cilium-dependent cell motility; axonemal dynein complex assembly. Gene Ontology annotation, cellular component: axonemal dynein complex; axoneme. The record is from RefSeq and is a predicted model, not a curated record.
AAUAAAUACACGACAAUGGAACACGUGGAGCCCGAAAUACGGUUGACACGUCUCACAACCAAUUAUCUGCAGGAAAUGCAGGAUGAGCUGGACAAGGAGCCGGAGGGGCCGCGCAAGCCCACGAAAGCCGAGAAGAAGGCUGCCAAGAGAGAGGCCAAGCGGCUGGAGGUGAUAGAAGACAAGAAGCUGAUAAUGCGCGAUGCCCUUGCGCGUGAGCUAGAGAUGGGCAAGCGCAUGGAGAUGAAGGGCAAUGAGGAGUGGCAUGAGAUGUGCAAAGAGAUCAAGAUGAAGGAGCUGCGUGAGGAGAUCGAGACUUGGGGCGAGAAGGCCUCAAGAAAUAUAGAAGGAAAGAACGAUCACAUCAAGAUGCUGAUCGAGGACAUGACCCAGACGCAGGAUCGCCAUGUGCGCUGCUUCAGCAAGACUGUGGAAUUGAUUGAUCACAUUAGCGCUUGCUUCCACGGCAUGAUGGAUGGGGUGAGGAAUAUGUACGAUCAGGAGGCAGAGAUAUUGCUCAAAGAGUUCUACGAAGAGGUUCAGCGUCGCACGGAGGAGGUGGACUUUAUGCACCAGAACAGCGAGAACAUUAUACAUGCCACGAAUAUAACAACGCGCGAUCAGCUGAAGGAGGACUACACGAUCUUCCUGGAGCAGCGGGACGAUCGUGUCAAUACUGAGAUAGAGAAUCGUUUUCGCAUACGAGAUCAGGUUGUGAUCCGCAUGACGGAUAUGCAGCAACAGCUGAAUGACUUUGUGGAGUCACUUCGCAGCACGGAGUUGGACGCCCACAAGUACGACAAGAUCCGUUGGCUAACCGAGCGGCAGGCGGCCUUCAUGGAUGAGUCGCGCAAACUCAACUACGAGGAGCUGAAGAGCAUCAACACAAUGUCCGACCUGAACAAGGAGAUACUGCGCGUUGAGUCGGAUCACAACUCGACUCUGAAUGAUCUUCGUCUAGAGUUUCAGUACUUUACGCGUGUGCGCAAGAAGAUCGAGCAGAAUCAGGAGCUGGAUCGCGAGAUUACUCAUGAGAAGCUGCGCAUACUCACGGGAGAGUGCUAUGAAAUAAUAAAGCAAAUGGAAAAGCAUGUAAAGAGUGGCGAGCUGCUGCUGGCUCUAUCGAUCACCUGCCGAAAGCUGCAAACCGAAACGGAAAAAGUGAUCCUGGGCGGUGAAAUUGUCGAUGAAACGGAUCUGGGCAAAGUAGACGAGCAGUUCAAACUGGAAACAUUGAAUAUGAAAAAUCAUGUGGACAUGACCGAAGUGGAGCUAGUUGAACAGACUAAAAUGCUGAACAACUUUUGGCGUCGUCAGGCCAUGGUCGAGGCCCAAAACCUGCUCUUGCUCGAGGAGAAACGUCGCCUGACCGAGCAGAACCAAGGCUAUAUAGAUUUCAUCAAGUACAUGAGCGUCACCGAAGAUCCCGAGGAGCUACGAUCAGCCAUGAAGGUAGGGUCGUGCGACAAUCAGCCAAUGCCGCCGCGUCUAUUUGAUACCAAGUGCAAGGAGUACAAGUCACGAAAUGUCUGCAAGUCCAAGAUAGCCCACAAGGAAGCCAAGUGGGAUGCGGAGAAAUCAUUGAAGCAAGUGAUGGAGCUAUAAACACACACCACAAAAUGCCAAUUAAAGCUGUAUUCUAUCAUU